AUGCCUCGUGGCCCUUUGAGACGGUCUGCCAGCAUAACAGACCUUCGCUUUACUCUACGACGAGUCUUUGGCAAAGAGUCAUUCCGGCCACUGCAAGAAGAGGUUAUCGCCAGUGUGCUCGAGGGCAAUGAUGUCUUUCUCUGUGCCGCAACUUCGUUCGGCAAGUCGCUUUGUUACCAGCUUCCUGCAGUGGUGUCUCUAGGCGUAACCGUUGUGAUAUCGCCUCUUCUUGCUUUGAUGACGAACCAAGUUCAAGCGGCUCGAGACUUGGGGAUCAAUGUCGAAUGCAUCAACGGGAGAACCCCUUACCAGGAAAGGGUUCGCAUUGAAACCGACCUACUCUGUGGCCAUCCGUCAACCAAACUGCUCUAUGUGACUCCAGAGCUUUGCGCCACCAACCAUUUCCGCGAUCUUAUCACAAAAAUCCACCGACAGGGCCAGCUUGUACGCAUCGCUAUUGACGAAGCACACUGUAUCAGUGAAUGGGGCCACGAUUUCCGCCCCGCCUACAAAGAUCUGAUAUGGCUGAAGACGACCCUCAAUUGUCCGACGGUGCCAGUCAUGGCGGUGACCGCUACGGCAACUCCACAGGUCCGCGAAGACAUCUUCAAGUUUCUCGGCCUUGUUAAGACCAAGACCAAGAUUUUCUCGACUUCUACGGCGCGGCCGAACAUCCAUUAUGAAGUGCAGUACUUUUCCGAGUCGAACCCAGAAAACGGCCAGGACGACGUCUUUCCUUACCUCCUUUCCAGGCUCAACUUCAUGCAUCAAAGACGCCUGAUGAGACUCCAGUAUCUGCGUAAACAAGAUCCUAAGGCGGUCAUGGCUCCAAUAACAGGCAUUGUCUACGUCUCAUACCGCGCUACCGCAGACAGUCUGGCUACAAAGCUAUCUGACGCUGGUAUCCGGGCCCAGUCGUACCAUGCCGGUCUAGAGGAUGCCCAGCGUCAAAAGGUGCAGACGUCAUUUCUGAGGUUCGCCACGGGAGACCCUCGGCUGUUUCAGGCAUCCGGAGGCACCGACAUGAUGUCUUCCUUCAACGUCAUGUGCGCCACUACGGCGUUCGGGAUGGGCAUCGACAUCCCCACGAUCCGGUUCGUCAUUCACUACGGCCUGCCUCGAGGCAUGGAGUCCUUCUCUCAGGAGUCCGGGCGCGCAGGACGAGACAGCAAGGCGGCGUCAAGCAUCAUCUUGUACACGCGAGAAGAGAAGGAGCGCAGCGAGUUCCGAGCCAGAAGCGACGCAAACAGAGAGAAGAGCAAGGCCAAGGCCGAAUCCAGGUUGCUGUCUCUUCAGAGCGUCGUCGCCUUCUGUGAAAACACCUCGCUGUGCAGACACGAUUUGUUGUCGAGAUAUUUCGGUGGCAGCGCGGGAUCAGCGGAGUGCCGAUGGGCCUGCGACGUGUGCAAGGAAGGCCCAACGAAGCUGAAGAAGCGAAAGGAGAGAGGCCUGGCGACUGAACACGAGGCCUUCGAGUUCACUCAGAGGCAAGGUGUGCAGGAUUAUGAGUACGAGUGA
Exophiala spinifera is the source of this 1518-nucleotide messenger RNA. RefSeq lists its product as uncharacterized. Bases 1 to 1518 code for a protein of 505 amino acids. The record is from RefSeq and is a predicted model, not a curated record. Gene Ontology annotation, molecular function: 3'-5' DNA helicase activity; ATP binding; four-way junction helicase activity. The transcript has a single exon. Gene Ontology annotation, cellular component: cytoplasm; chromosome. Gene Ontology annotation, biological process: double-strand break repair via homologous recombination. Lineage: Eukaryota; Fungi; Ascomycota; Eurotiomycetes; Chaetothyriales; Herpotrichiellaceae.